CGAGCCCAGAGCGCACGAACGAGUCCUCUGAAGGCAGGAACGAGUCCUCUGAAGACGCGAACGAGUCCCCUGAAGGCAGACGGUGCAGACUCGAGUCCUCUGGAGGCAGACUCGAGUCCUCUGGAGGCAGACAGACACGGCAGCGCGUUCUCUCCGCCCGCGGCUCAUAGACGGAUCAUUCUUCAGUUGUUUUAUUGUAGAGCUGUGCUGGUUCUGCUCUGGUUCUGUCCUGGUUCUGCUCUGGUUCUGGUCUGGUUCUGGUCUGGUUCUGGUUCUGUUCCUGCGCGCGGCUCUACCACACGCCUCUGGAUAUGUCGCCCUGGGAGAAUCAUGAUUUUAGCAUGAACUGAAACGAAAACUAUUCCCCAAAAUCCACGACGAAGGAAAAGGAGGAGACAAACUAUGAUCUAGGAUGAUUUCUGCCAAGAAAAGUCCAGAGAAGUGUCGUUAUCCGGUCCACUCUCUGGUGUGGCACAACAAGCAUCUGCAGCUGGAGAAGGAGCUGAGCAACGGACAGACAGACCUGGAGGUGGUGGACCCUCGGGGCAGGACUCCUCUUCAUUUGGCCGUGACUCUGGGACAUCUGGAGUGUGCCCACGUCCUGCUGCAGCACGGGGCAGACGUCUACAAGGAGAACCGCAACGGGUGGACAGUGCUGCAGGAGGCGGUGAGCACGCGGGACCCCGAUCUGGUGCGUCUGGUGCUGCGUUACCGUGACUACCAGAGGACUGCCAAGAGACUGGCUGGAAUCCCCAUCCUCCUGGAGCGGCUCAGACAGGCGCAGGACUUCUACGUGGAGAUGAAAUGGGAGUUCACCAGCUGGGUGCCCCUGGUCUCCAGGAUUUGCCCCAGUGACACGUACAGAGUGUGGAAGAGCGGUCAGAGUCUGCGUGUGGACACCACUCUGACCGGCUUUGAGCAGAUGACCUGGCAACGAGGAAACCGCAGCUUCAUCUUCAGAGGUCAAGACUCCAGUGCAGAGGUGAUGGAGGUGGACCACGACAGACAGCUGGUGUUUUGUGAGACUCUGUGCUUGUCGUCCUUGGGCUCUCUCCCUGUGAGACAAGGCAGUAACGGCGCCUGCUGUGGGACAGGGGGCGCUCUGGGGCUCCUCGCGGCUCCUCUGCCCAGCGACGAGCAGGUGGCGGCCAGACUGUCUGCUCCCGUCGUCACCACUCAACUGGACACACGCAACAUCGCCUUUGAGAGGAAUAAGUCGGGAAUUCUGGGCUGGAGGAGCGAGAAGACCGAGAUGGUGAACGGCUACGAAGCCAAGGUUUACGCUGCGUCCAACGUGGAGCUGGUCACCAGAACCAGGACGGACCAUCUAACGGACCAAAACAAAAACAAAACUAAAGGAGGGAGGACUCCACUGCAGAACUUCCUGGGCAUCGCUGAGCAGCACAUGGGCCCAAACAACCCCGCCUUGGUGACCCACAUGUCGUGUCCUGCCGUCACAAACCCGUCAGCGCUGACGGCGGAGGAGUAUUUCAACCCGACACAAACACAGAAGGACAUCGGACACCCGUGUCAGCUCACCACCAAGACACAAAGGUUUAAAGCGAAGUUGUGGCUGUGUGAGUCUCAUCCUUUGUCUCUGGCGGAGCAGGUGGUUCCCAUCAUCGACCUCAUGGCCAUCUCUAACGCUCUGUUCGCCAAACUACGAGACUUCAUCACCCUGCGCCUGCCGCCCGGAUUCCCCGUCAAGAUCGAGAUCCCCUUGUACCACAUCCUCAACGCUCGCAUCACCUUCAGUAACUUGAACGGCUGGACGGAGGCCGUGAGAGGAGACCCCGAGGACAGGCCUGUGGAGGGGACGCUCCAACGAGGAGACCCCAGCUCAGAGACACCGUCCCCGGGGAGUGACUCAUCCAGCGUGUCCAGCUCCAGCUCCACAACGUCGUGCCGCGCCGCAGAGAUCCCCGUGUGUGUGUUCGAGCCUCCGGCCGGUUACACUCUGCUGGGGUCACGACACAGAGAACCUCUGAGGGAGGAGGACGAGGACCUGCUGCAGUUUGCCAUCCAGCAGAGUCUCAUCGAGGCGGGGUCAGAGUACGACCAGGUGACCAUCUGGGAGGCUCUGACCAACAGCAAACCAGGGACCCACCCACUGUCAUGUGACCCCAGCCGCCUGGACAGGACGCCCCAACACAAACCCCGCCCUGCCUCCAGCCUCUGCUCCACCCCGUCCAAAAAACAACCAAACUCCUGCUGCUACGACGAGCAGCUCCGCAUCGCCAUGGAGAUCUCAGCCCGGGAACAGGAAGAGGCGGAGCUACGGCGGCGUCAGGAAGAGGAGGAGCUGCAGAGGAUCAUACGCCUGUCGCUCAUGGAGAAGUGAUUGUCUAUUGGCUCACAGGGCUGCGAGGG
Periophthalmus magnuspinnatus is the source of this 2370-nucleotide messenger RNA. It is a transcript of the gene ankrd13b, whose product is annotated as ankyrin repeat domain 13B. The transcript is spliced from 15 exons. The record is from RefSeq and is a predicted model, not a curated record. Gene Ontology annotation, cellular component: cytoplasm. NCBI's taxonomy places the organism in Eukaryota, Metazoa, Chordata, Actinopteri, Gobiiformes, Gobiidae. Bases 413 to 2341 code for a protein of 642 amino acids. Gene Ontology annotation, molecular function: protein binding.